AUGGCGGCCUCUCUCGCACUGCAGGACAAGGUAGUCCUCAUCACCGGCGCGAGCAAGGGCAUCGGCCGGGCGAUCGCGCUCAAGGUCGCCAGCCUGGGCGCCAGAGUAGUCAUCAACUACAGCCGGGACUCGUCGGCGGCCGAAAGCCUGGUGUUUGAGCUCAACAACAUUGCAGCGGGCCGCCAGGGGGAAGGGCAAGGCGGCGACCGGGCGCUCGCGGUGCAGGCCGACGCGGGCAGCGUGGCGGGGAUCACGCAGCUGGUCGACGCGGCCGUGGCCAAGUUUGGGCGCAUCGACGUGCUGGUCCCCAACGCGGGCAUCAUGCCGCUGCAGGACCUUGCGCACACGACCGAGGAGCUGUUUGACCGCACCUACGCGCUCAAUGUCAAAGGCCCGCUGUUCCUCGCGCAAAAGGCGGUGCCGCACAUGGGCUCAGACAAAGAGACCAGCGGUCGGAUCAUCUUUGUCUCGACGGGCGUGGUGCGGUCGAGCGCCGUGAACCCGCUCUACGCGCUCUACGCGUCGACCAAGGGCGCCGUGGAGCAGAUCUCGCGGUGCCUGAGCAAGGAGCUGGGCCCCAAGGGGAUCACGGUGAACUGUGUGGCACCCGGGCCGACGGGGACGGACCUGUUCUUUGAGGGCAAGAGCGAGGCCAUGAUCAAAGGGAUCAGUGCCGCGAGCCCGUUCCAGCGGCUCGGGACGCCCGAGGAGAUUGCCGGGGUCGUGGCGUUCCUGGCGGGCGCAGACAGCGCGUGGGUGAGCGGGCAGGUCCUGGGGGUCAAUGGGGCUGCAUUUGUGUAG
Molecule: messenger RNA, 801 nt
Organism: Microdochium trichocladiopsis
Lineage: Eukaryota; Fungi; Ascomycota; Sordariomycetes; Xylariales; Microdochiaceae
Exons: 1
Coding region: 1-801 (266 amino acids)
Molecular function (GO): oxidoreductase activity
Source: RefSeq, a predicted model, not a curated record